Kuraishia capsulata CBS 1993 is the source of this 717-nucleotide messenger RNA. RefSeq lists its product as uncharacterized. Gene Ontology annotation, biological process: U6 snRNA 3'-end processing. Gene Ontology annotation, molecular function: nuclease activity. NCBI's taxonomy places the organism in Eukaryota, Fungi, Ascomycota, Pichiomycetes, Pichiales, Pichiaceae. The record is from RefSeq and is a predicted model, not a curated record. The coding region runs from base 1 to 717 and encodes 238 amino acids. The transcript has a single exon.
AUGGAACUGAUCAAGAACUACGACUCGGAUAGCUCGGAAGGCUCUUAUACCGAUGAAGCAUUGCCUGGUCUUUCAAACACAAUAAAACUCAGGUACACGAACGCGCCAACGGGAGCAUCAUUGGGGAAAAAAGGAAGGUUCACCGGAUUUGUAUUUUUAGGGGUUAACAUAUUUAAUGACUCGGUUUCUUUGCUGGAUGAAUAUAUACGGCAACCCGUGUGCAGCGAAUGGGGAUUUCGGAGCCUGUUGGUGGAUGAAGUGACGCGUCUCAAGCGGGAAUUGCAUGUGUCGUUGUCUUUCAACAUUGUGGUUGAAUCUAUCGCACAUUUUGAUGCUUUUAUUGAGGAUCUGAGACGUUUAGAGAUUCAAUUGCCGGAAUUACAGUUUAAGCAAGAGAUCAGUUCUCUACCCAAUCCAAGCAAGACCAAGCUGUUUUUAGGUCUUAUGGUGGACGAUAGUGCUGGAAAGUGGAAGGGUCUUGUCCAGAGCAUUAAUUCAUUGGUUGAGAAGCAUACUGAGGGAUUCCAGGGAGAAAUCGAUUCAGAGAAGGGAGAGAACUCUCUCUAUGACCCUCACUUUCUACACAUGUCCAUCGGCGAGAAGCCAUACCACUCAGGUCUGGAGACACAGUUGGCUAUACCGUCUCCUCCAGUAAUCCAUGCUCAGAACUACAACCUCUACUGCUCCAGGGGAAGAGAAACAAUCAGAAUAGUUUGA